This is a messenger RNA of Ictalurus punctatus (channel catfish), 1282 nucleotides long. It is a transcript of the gene arl1, whose product is annotated as ADP-ribosylation factor-like 1. NCBI's taxonomy places the organism in Eukaryota, Metazoa, Chordata, Actinopteri, Siluriformes, Ictaluridae. Gene Ontology annotation, biological process: vesicle-mediated transport; intracellular protein transport. Gene Ontology annotation, cellular component: cytoplasm; Golgi apparatus. Gene Ontology annotation, molecular function: GTPase activity; GTP binding. The transcript is spliced from 6 exons. The record is from RefSeq and is a predicted model, not a curated record. Bases 154 to 699 code for a protein of 181 amino acids.
AGUGAGUACAUAAAGCUCGGCGAAUCUGCGACACUUGUACACAUGCUUCAUUGACACGUCAUUUAAAACUUCGAAGACGGAAACGUUUACCACGAAGGCUAAGGUUGCUGAUCUCUUUUCUGCAGAGAGAUACUCGGGGUAUUUAGUUUAAAAAUGGGGGGUUUCUUCUCCAGCUUGUUUUCGGGUCUCUUUGGCACAAGAGAGAUGAGAAUUCUUAUCUUGGGUUUGGACGGUGCUGGAAAGACUACAAUCCUCUACAGGCUGCAAGUUGGAGAAGUCGUCACGACCAUCCCCACUAUUGGUUUCAACGUUGAAACAGUGACUUACAAGAACCUGAAGUUCCAGGUAUGGGAUCUCGGUGGACAGACAAGCAUCAGGCCGUAUUGGCGCUGCUAUUAUUCCAACACCGAUGCUGUGAUCUACGUUGUGGACAGCAGUGACCGUGACAGGAUGGGUAUUUCAAAGUCUGAGCUGGUGGCUAUGUUGGAGGAGGAAGAACUGAAGAAAGCCAUCCUAGUUGUGUUUGCCAACAAACAGGAUAUGGAGCAAGCCAUGACACCCACCGAGGUGGCCAAUUCCCUGGGGUUACCUGCACUCAAAGACAGGAAGUGGCAGAUAUUCAAAACAUCUGCCACUAAAGGAACAGGCCUGGAUGAGGCCAUGGAAUGGUUGGUGGAGUCUCUGAAGAGCCGACAGUAAUUGCACUUGCACCGCUCCCUGUAAAUACUUCUGCGUUUUCAGACUUCUUGUUGAAAGACUUUGGGGGGCCCAUUGGACCACUGACUGCAUUCCCCUUUCCCCUUUAUGUGAAGGCAUUUUUCUUGUACCCUGUAAAAUGAAGCUGCAGUUUACAGAACAUCUGGGCAUCAAUACAGCAAACUGAAUUUCCACUGGCUCCCAGUUCAUAUGGACUCUGUACAUGAGCUGUAAGAAGCACAGCGGUCCUAUAGUUGUGCUGAUUCAUCCAUACUGAUGCCAGUUAGACCUGUUCUUCCUGUAAGUCAUAUCCACUACAUUGGAGUAUCAUAAUCAUAGUCCAUCCCCCUUUAAGCUUGGUACCAGACUGUUGACAGUUGGUCCUUAUUUUUCUUUCUUCUUCAAACACUUAAUCAGUUCUGCGGCUUCGGUAUCUAAUUACGCUUGGGUAUUUUAGUGGGUUGAUUAUUUAAAGCUAAUUGUUGUUUGUAUCCAGUGGAUUUGUCAUUGCGUAUUUAUAUACAAGCAUGUACAUUGGAUGAUACUGUUGUUUGUGUUAACACUGAAAUAAAUCUUAUCAACAAUA